UUAGCGUGGGGAAAUGACAACAAUGCAGAAGAAGUUGAAGGUAUUCAGACGUGUACUGUAGCUCAACGGUGUCACGGCAAACCAUCGACACGUGGAGAACCAGCCCACAUUUACUGGAGUACAUCCAAAGCUGUGGGAGGUGUAAUUGCCACUUUCUGCAGUGGAAAUAGCACAUUUGGAACAUCUGGAUGGUGGUCCACAUAUGGAGGGCAGCAGGUGUGUGCUGAUGAUUUUACAGAACUACAAAAGGAGAUCCCUCUUCUAGCCACUCCCUCUGAAGUCGGUACUUGCUGCUACGAAGCAGGAGGUCCGAGCCACCUCAGAAGGCCUCUGGUGUGAGGUUGGUCCAUGGGGAGCCAAGAGAUGAAGACAUGUUUUGUGUUUGUGGCAGCACUGCUGUUCCCCACCGUCCAAGCAUUGUGUCCGGACAAAGAGCCAGGACUAAAGCCAUGGAUGCCUGGACAUAGUGAGCAUCAUCGUGUCGUCAUUGGUUACGGGAGGAAGGUCCUCCUCACCACUUCUGCUACCGUACACUCCAUUGAGAUCCAAAAUGGAGGAAAGCUGGUGAUUGCUGACACCAACCGGCCCAUUCUUCUUCGAGCAAAACACAUUCUUAUUGGGAACAAAGGGGAAUUGCACAUCGGAAGUCCAGAUUGUCCUUACAAGGGCAACCUCACCAUUUCUCUGUUUGGAAGGUCAGAUGACAGUGAUCAGGAGCACAGCUACUUUGGCCGCAAGUACAUUGGCGUGGGGACUGGGGGGUCUUUGGAGAUCCAUGGGGCCAAGAAGCUGUCGUGGACGUUCCUCAACAAAACCCUUCACCCUGGAGAGAGCAAGCAAAACAAGUACUCGUUUGAGAGGAGUUGGGGGAACCGAGGCAUGAUCGUCCACGUCAUUGACCCCAAGAAUGGAGAGGUCUUGAGAGAUGACAGGUUUGACACAUAUCGCAGCAAGGAGGAGAGUCAUCGGCUCGCAAAAUAUGUCGACAAUGUGGAGGCGGGCCUCAUAGUCGCCAUGGUGGUCAGUGAUGAGGCCUCCAACAACUUGGAAGACUCGGCCAAAAAGAUUAUCACCAAACUUGGCAGCCAGCACAUCGGAACUUUAGGAUUUAGACAUCCAUGGUCUUUGAUAGUGGUGAAAGGAAACCUCUCUUCUGCUGUAGAAGAUCACGCUGUCUAUCAAGGGACAAAAGCCUCCUCAGAAGCCAGAAGCUCUAGUCUUUUUCAACUGAGCUAUGCGGAGCAUUUCACCGUAACGGCCAGCAGCCAGUGGAUGCAAGAGGCUGAGUGGACAGAAUGGUUUGACAGGGAUGAUGAGAGGGGAUCCGGCGACUGGGAGAAGCUAACAGAUCUGCGUCAGGCCUAUCCCGAUCGCCUGUGUAACAGUCCGCUGGACAUUCAGGCCGAAACCCACGAUGGCAUCCCGUCAGACCAGACAGGGGAUGUGAUCCACAAAAAUGAUAAGGAUUAUGGCUUUGUCUGCCGCAAUAAGGACCAAGGCCAUGGCCUGUGUCGCAACUACAGAGUCCGCUUCCUGUGUGGGAAACUGGUUCGUCCUCAGGCGUCCAUCUCCAUUGACCUGUUGUCCAACAGCACCAUUUUGGAGCUUGCUGACCGGCCAGUGGGAUGGCAACCUAGAGAUCAGGUGGUGGUGGCCAGUACUGACUACAGCAUGCACCAGACGGAAGAGUUUCACCUCCUGCCGUGCCCUGCUUGCAAACCCAACCAAGUUAAAGUUCAAGGCAAAGCUGUGUUUAUCCACAUGGGUGAAGAGGUGGAUGGCGUGGACAUGAGAGCGGAGGUUGGCCUCUUAAGUCGUAACAUCCUACUCCGUGGUGAAAUGGAGCCCAGCUGUUACGGCAACGAAGCCUGCAAGUUCUUUGACUUUGACACUUUUGGAGGGCAUAUAAAGGUAGAGCGAGGUUUCAAGGCCGCUCAUAUAUCGGGCGUGGAGCUGCAGCACAUGGGUCAACAGACCAUGGGACACUACCCCGUCCACUUCCAUAUGAACGGCGACGUGGAUGAGAGGGGAGGCUACAACCCCCCCACCUCUGUCAGUGAUCUGUCUAUCCACCACUCGUUCUCUCGUUGUGUCACCAUCCAUGGCUCCAAUGGACUUCUGGUCAAAGACGUGGUGGGCUACGACGCGCUCGGCCAUUGUUUCUUCACAGAGGACGGUCCAGAGGAAAGAAACACAUUCAAUCACUGUCUGGGCCUCAUGGUCCGAGCAGGAACUCUCCUGCCUUCAGACAGAGACAGUAAAAUGUGCCGUGACAUCACUGACGGAGCCUACCCAGGAUACGUAGCCAACCCUCGACAAGACUGCAGCGCAACUUCAACUUUCUGGAUUGCCAACCCCAAUAACAACCUCAUCAACUGUGCUGCUGCAGGCUCGGAGGAAACUGGUUUCUGGUUUAUCUUCCACCAUGUGCCCACUGGACCCUCGGAGGGUUUAUACUUGCCUGGGAAAACAGAACACACACCUAUGGGUCAGUUCAGCAACAACAGAGCCCAUUCCAACUACCGGGCUGGAUUUAUCCUGGAUAAUGGAGUCAAGACCACUCAGGCCAAUGACAAGGACAAGAGACCCUUCCUGUCGCUGAUCGGAUCCAGGUAUGGCCCCCACCAGGAUGCUGACCCUUUCAAACCCAGGGUUCCUGCUCUCAUUCACCAUUUUGUAGCCUACAAGAACCAGGAUCACGGUGCGUGGCUGAGAGGAGGGGAUGUCUGGCUUGAUGACUGCCAAUUUGCAGAUAACGGCAUUGGCCUUACUCUGGCAAGUGGAGGGACGUUUCCAGAUGACGACGGCUCUCGUCAGCAAGUGAAGAAUUCUGUGUUUGUUGGUGAAAGUGACAAUCACGGGAUGCCGCUCCCUGACAACAGCAUCUGGGGCCCAGGCGGUGCCGACCCCACUGGCAGAACCCUCCCGCGGGGCAUUGAUUUCCCAAUCCGGGGCAUGCAGAUCUACGAUGGACCCAUCAACGUGCAAAACUGUACGUUUCGUAAAUACACUGCUCUGGAGGGACGGCACAGUAGUGCUUUUGGUUUUCGGCUCAACAACUCAUGGCAGAGCUGCCCCAACAACAAUGUGACAGACAUCACCUUCGACCAUGUACCUAUCACGUCCCGUGUGUUUUUUGGGGAGCCCGGCCCGUGGUUUAAUAAGAUGCAGAUGGAUGGGGACAAGACCACAAUUUUCCACGAUAUUGACGGCUCAGUUAGUGAGUAUCCGGGCGCUUACUUGGUUAAGGAUGACAACUGGCUGGUCCGCCACCCCGACUGCAUCGAUGUGCCUGAUUGGAGGGCUGCCAUCUGCAGUGGCCACUACGCACAGAUCUACAUCCAGACACGUAACCCUGCCAACCUGAACAUGCACAUUGUGAGAGACGAGUACCCUGAUCGACCUCUGACACUAGAGGGCGCUCUGGGGAAGAGGAAGCACUACCAGCAGUUCCAGCCGGUGAUCACCUUGGCAAAAGGCUACACCAUCCACUGGGACCAAGCUGCACCUGCUGAGGUCACCGUCUGGCUCAUUAACUUCAACAAAAAAGACUGGAUCAGUGUGGGCAUCUGCUACCCACAAGGCACUACUUUUGUCAUCAUCUCAGACAUCCACAAUCGUCUGACCAAACAGACCCGCAAGACAGGAGUUUUCAUGAGGACCACGCAGAGGGAGAAGAUCAACCACUCACACCUGACCAGAGGCUACUACUACUGGGAGGAAGAUACAGGGCUGCUCUUCCUGAAGGUGCAGGCUCAUAACGACAGGGAGCAGUUUGCCUUCUGCUCCCUCAAAGGAUGCGAGAGGGUGAAGAUCACAGCCGUCAUCCCGAAAGGAAGUCCAGCCAGCAACUGCAUGGCUCGAGCCUAUCCAAGAUACGCUGAGCUGCCUGUGGUGGACGUCCCCAUGCCCAGAAAGAUUCCCAAUGAAAGUCUGCACUCACCAGAGCACUUAUUGGAGGUUAAAAUGGAGUCCUAUAAUACUCGCUUCUACCACAUCAAGGAGGACUUUGCCUUUACUGAGGUCAACGGGAGGAAGUUGUACCAAGCAGAAGAGGGCGUACAGCUGACGGUCAUCGACGGACGUGAUGGGAAGGUGGUCGAGAGCAAAGCAUUCAGGAACGCAAUCCUUCAGGGUGUCCCUGCCCAAAUAGACAACUACAUCAGUGGACUAAGAGAUGGUUCGAUUGUUCUCAUGACGUCCAAAGGUCGUCUGGUGACGAGAGGACCGUGGACCAGAGCACUGGAGCGACUUGGAGCCGACACAAACGUCAAACUGAAAGAUAAGGUGACCUUUGUUGGGUUCAAGGGCUCCUUUCGCCCUGACUGGGUUCGACUGGAAGUGGACCCCAACAGAGCCAGGAUCCACCAGGUCCUUCCCAUCCCUGUGGUCCACAAGAUGAAGCUAUGAGUGACUAUGUGACUGCAAAGAGACUACACGGGCCUUGUAUACCCAUAAAACAAAAAAUACACACACAUAUAAUACACUCACAUAGUCAGCAGACUCGGCUGCUUCAAGCCACGGUUCCAAGACCAAGUGGUGUGUUUUGUGUUUGGAUGUGUUGGGAAUGAGAAGCAGUGUCCACAGUGAUUCUGCAGUCGUGUCAAAAUCAGGACACUCCAUUCUGUUCUGUUUUCACGUGACUGUAAAUGACAUUUGUGGCGCCCCCUAUGGGUUGUGUUGAAAAUGCUUUGCAAGACAUGUUAGCAUACAUGUAAUACAGAUAGCCUCAAAGUUUUAUCAUCUUUAGACAAACGCUCAACGGACAAAUAGUUGUUCAGUGCUUCUUCAAAGAUGUUUUGUUUGAUGGCGGCCAUGUUUUUCAACCAAUGUUGCUCAAAUUUGACACACGCGCUUGUUAGCCCCCUGAAGGUGUGUACCAAAUUUCAUGAUAAUUUAGCAAAGUUACAGUGGUUGGCUUUGUAGAGCGCAUCGGGCUGUGUGAGAAACUUCAGUUGAAAGGGUUAAACUUUGGGGUUUAAUCACCGCACCUCCAUGUGAUUUGUUUGUCCGAAAAAUAAUAGCACAGGCAAUACAAAUGCUUGACAAAUUUUCAUCCGUUUGUGUGCAUCGGUUCAAGAGUAGAAGAGUUACACCGUGGGGUGUCCUCAUAUUAUAGGUGGAACUGGACAAUGUACCCUCUCGCUCCUACUGCAGCGAAUAGACUCUAGAGCAGGGGUGUCCAAAGUGCAGCCCGCGGGCCAUUUGCAGCCCACUGCUUUUUUUUUCACUGGAAAGAAAACAAAAAAAACUAAAUAAAAAAUUUAAAAAUCAGCAGUAAUUUUACAAGAAUGAUUGUUAUUGUAAUGUAACGAGAAAAAGUUGUAAUUUUAUGAUAAUGACAUCAUCAUUUUAUGAGGAAAACUAACGUCAUUUUAGUAGCAAAAAGUCGAAGUAUUACAGAAAAAAAUUAAGUCGUAAUAUUAUGGAAAAGAGACAAAACAACGAAUAAAGUUGUAAUUUUUGGAAAAUUAGGUUACGGAAAAAGGUACAAUGAUACGAGAAUAAAGUCGAAAUAUUAUAGGAAUAAAGUUAUAAUUAUGACAAAUAAAAUGUACAAGAAAAAGUUGAAAUAGUUGUAAAAUAAAAAAAACAACAGUAGAAAUGGAGAAAAAACAGCUGUAAUUUUAUGAGAAUAAAGUCAAAAUAUUAAGAGAAAAAUUUUGUAUGUUUGACAAGAAAUUCUGAAUUUUACGAGAAUAAACGGGUUUUAUUAUGAGGAAAAAUAAUGUCAUUUUAGUAGCGUAGAGUUCAAAUAAUAAAGAAAAUAUAUGGUAUUUUUAAAAAAUCAUAUAUGAGAAACACGCAAAACAAAAUAAAGUAAUCAUUUUUGGAAAAUUAGCUUGGGGAAAAAGUUAUAAUAUGGGACUAAAGUCUAAAUAUUAUUGGAAUGAAGUCAUAAUUUUGUUGAGAAGAACAUUUAUGAAGAUUAUUAAUACAGUUAAAAUAGUUGGAAAAAUUUAACAACAGCAUAAAUUGGGAAAAAGAGCAAAAUUCAUACUAAUAAUACACUUUUUCAGCUACAUCACACAGCUGGGAUGCAGUUUUUUUCUUGAAAUACAGUAUCUUUACAAAACAUCGAAGUGGCUCUUGCAUGUGGAAAAAAUUGGACACCCCUGCUUUAGAGUGUAUAUGAUGUUAGCUUUGUACUGCGUCAUGCGUUUAUUCUCACAUGAGCUAAACCAGUCACCAGGCUCAUGAAAUACCCUGUAAUACUUUGUCCUUCCAAGGGACUUUGGCCCCUCUGGUUAUGACCAUUUCCCAUCCUUUUCUGGCCAAUCGCAUUCUGAAACCCCCUCCAAAAAUGGUCAUUUCUGUUCAAUGUCUUGAGUUACGUGAAAAGGUAGAUGUACAAAGCUUGAGCUUGAGAGGCUCGGCUUGUGUCUACACAGAUAUUUGAACUAGCCAGUGCUAGCUCCAAUGAGUUUGGGCUGCGUAUUUCAUCUUGUUGUAGACGAAACAUCUGUAAUAUUAGCUUAUGCACGUGUGCGUUAUCAUUUAAAAGCAAUUUUGCAGGUCUUGUUUGUCGGUUUUUGGUGUUGUGUAUGCAACUAUCGCAACUCUGCAGUGGAAUUUUUAUGAUGUCAGCCACAAUCUGUGAUGCAAUUGUAAAGAAAGACAUAGCUCGGAACCUUACAUACUUUAAGUAGAGUGUAGUAUUGAAGUAUUUGAUCCCCCGCUCGUUUUGUACAUUGACCCCCUUACAAAGAUAUGAUAUGAUUUAUUUUAACAGAGACAGAAUGUAAAAAAUACAUAAAAUAAAGGUUAUAAAUGAAUUUGUAUUUGAAUAAGGGACCGUAUGGGAACGCCUGAUUGUUAAUACAGUAGGUCCCGCUAAUGGUGGAAAAAGAGUACUGUAAAUUCCGGACUAUUGAGCGCACCUGAAUAUGAGCUGCACCCAUCAAAUUUAAAGUGAUUUUUUUUUUUUUUUUUUUUUUUACAUACGAGGUGUGCCAUAUAAGCUCCAGGACUGUUCAUAUUGAUCACAUUCUUCCAUGUGAAGGCAGCAUUUGCGUCUUUCAAUGCAUGAGAAGAGGUUAGAGUUGCAGCAGGACAACUUGUGGCUGCUCACAGUGCCUUGAGUAUUCAACAGUUCCUGCCUGAGAAGAACAUCACCGUGCUGGAGAAACCUCCCCACUCAUCCAUCCUGCCUCUGUGUGAUUUUUUUUUCCUCUUUGCCAAGCUCAAGAUGGUCAUCAAGGGGACCACUUUCCAAGACGUGGAUGACAUCAAGAUGGCCUUGACGACAAAGCCGUGAAGGAUCCUGGAAGAAUCCUUCCAGGAGUGCAUGCAGGUGUUGCAGAGAAGGCUGGCAAAGUGCAUCAGACUCCAGGGGGGUUACUUUGAAAGGGAAAACUUUUAGUUUAUAGCUUGGAUUUGAAAUAUAUAUUUUGUGCAACAGUCCUGGAACUUUUCUGACACACCUUGUAUAUGGGCCACACUUGCCUGUAAGCUGCAGGUGUCCAUAUUGUAACAUGAGAUAUUUACACAGAAAGGCACACUAUAAACCUUGCAGUCCUACCUACACUCGGUGUUCCCAGCAUCAUUAAUUAUCUCCAAUGAGUGAGACACUUUUUUUCAUUGGAGUUGAACAACUACCGCAGUCCAAGCAGAAGCCGUAGUAAUUCUACCCUCGAUCAAACGUACUUAAGAUUUGUCAGCUCAAAACACAAUCACUCCAUAUGUACUUCAAAACAUGUGAUAUUAGUGUCCACUUCACUACUCACUACUUCCUGAGUCUGUACUUUAAGCACCAUGGAAACUGUAGUUCUUUUAGCCAUAAAUUAGCAGCAUCAUUGUUUAAGCAUGGGAAAAAAAGGAGCGGCUUAUCGGACUACACGGUAAUUAAGACGGCCAUAAAAAUUAAUCUAUUAUGACACUCUUAACACAAACCAACAAGUUGUCAUCAAACACCUCCCUCGCUCACGGUGCAACCAAAAAUAACACAGCACAUGUGGAACACACAGUAUACCUGCACCACAGGGACUAUGUGGGUAUCGAAAUAAAUGCUUACACACUAAUAUGUGUGUCAUAUGAAUUUAUAAUAUGCAAGGCAUGCUAGGUAACUUCCUGUUGGGGAAGUGUAUAUAAAAAAAAGUAUUGUUUUGUAUUUAUAUUAGUGCGUAAGCUCAUGAGGUACAGUUACAUUGUGUGUUCCACCUGUCUUACAUGUUGCGUUGUUUUUGGUUGCACCGUGAGUGAGAUAGUCAUUUGGGUUAGGGUUAAGUUUACCAAUUUAGGGUAAAUGAGAUGGUUUUCUACCAAUAAACAGCCUAACUAUGGCGAUUAUAAGCACAAUAUGGCAGGUUUUCCCACAAAUAAAAAAAUAUUUUGCUAAAAAAUCGGCAAAUAUCGCUGGUGAAUCAUGAAUAUUCGGGGAUCUACUGUACAUGUACGGUGACACCCCUACCUCAGGUGCUUAACCAAAGUGAGAAAAGCAAGAAAUGGCAUUCCAUGUUUGCACCUGUUCCAGUUUUACAACAUUUGGAAAGUUUCCGCCCCUGAUAUCGUCAUUGUCCCGAUUCAGUGUUUGCGAUCCAAUUUUAACCAGCAAGAAUCCCGGAACAAAACGAUCCUCUAACUGUCAAAUGUUUUUACAAGCAUCACAUCCGCUACAGAAAUGUUCAUUUUCUUUGCCGAAAUAGCUGGUCUUUUUUCGGAGGGUGUAGCAGUAUUUUAGUGUUUUGUAUGUAUGAUGUGUUUUUAAAAGUCAGCAGAGAAGAGCUAUAUUUUAUACUUAUUUAUUGUACAGACACCACCCAUCUCCAUGCGCAAGGGACAUCAUCUGAGUUGUACGGUUGUCACUGUGCUGUGUGUAUACUUUAUGUAAGAUGUGAUACACCGUUUCACCCUCCUGCUAACGUGUAUACAGUUGUGCUCAGAAGUUUGCAUACAGUCAUCAUGGGCAUGAAUGUCACACUGCUUUGGGGCUUUUCAUGAUUUAGUUGAAUCCAUCUUUUUCCAGGCUGGAAUGAUCAGGCGUCCAUCUUCAGUGAUUUUUGAAAAACUGAAAAAGAGUGGGUGCACAAGCUAGCACACAACUAAUAAGAACUUGGCUAAAUGUCCCAUAGCGAGUCUGACCUCCUCCAGACGCUAUUAGUAGCCAUCAACCAGUGACGUGCAGUCAUGGCCCGUUGUGAUGCAACAAAAAAGCGAUAUUGAAUACACACAAAUGUAUGAUUCCAAUGGUUGUCAAGUAAAAAUUUUCUUAAGUAAAAAUGGCUGAAGAGCGGAAACCUAAGAUGAGGCUACCACCGAGUGUCUCUUCUCAGCUUAGUGCAUAAACCCUGUAUACCCUCUGAGUGCACUCAGUGAGUGCACUGAGUUGGAUCAUGGUGUCUGCCAGUUAGUGUUUGCCAAAAUGUCUUUAAUGUAAGUGUGACAUCAUUAUUCUUGCUAAUCUUACAGUAAAACACACAGAAAUAUCAUACAUCAACUCGCUUCAUCCUGAAGGCUUGGGGACGUGCUUGAGCUGUGCUUGUCACUGCCGUCCUUCCAUGCAGAGGAAAAUCUAGCAAGUCCAGAGCAGCAAGUCAAAUUAAAUAUAUGCAUGCUUUGCUGAAUGAAUGAAUGAAUUCAUGAAUUUGACUGCCAAGAUGACGGAUUAUAUACUGCUCAAAAAAAUAAAUAAAAAUAAUAAACUCUUAAUGAAUCACAAUGUCAAUCACACACUUCUCUGAAAUCAAACCGUCCACUUAGGAGGCAACAAAGAUUGGCAAUCAAUUUCACAAAUGGAAUAGACAACAGGUGGACAGCAAGACACCCUUCCAGCCAUCCAUCUUCUCUGCCGCUUCUGUCUUCUAUGCUGGAGCCUAUCCCAGCUGACUUCGGGCGAGAGGCGGGGUACACCCUGGACUGGUCGCCAGGCAAUGGCAGGGUACAUGUAGACAAACAAGUGAGCAGUGUAUAUCCAAGCUCACCAGAAAGUGCUCAGACUUUUACAACAAAGUAUGAGAACUUUUCCUGGAGAAAGAUAGGGUAAGGACACAAAUAUUUUCAGCUUCUGAAACAAUAAUAAAUGGGACUAAGACAUAUUCGAAAACCUUUUUUAAGCAAAGUGAAUUAUCUUCUUUUUUGUUAUCUUCAAAGAGCAACUUGUAUGAACAUUAAAAAAUCUCCAAAGGAGUCUGCAUGAACCUCACCGCACGUCAUCUUCUGACCUGUCUGGGUAUUUGACCACUCUUCUUGGCAAAGUGGGUAGAGCUCAUUUAAGUUAGUUUGGUUUCUGGCAUCGUCCUCAAAUAUUGUGUAAGGUCAGGGCUUUUAGGAAGACCAUUCCAGAAGCUUAAUUAGAGCUUAAUUUGUUUGGAUCGUUGUCCUACUGGAAGACCCAAUUGUGUCCGAGCUUUAAAUGUCUAGUUGUUGAUUUGAGGUGAAGUUGAGGAAUUUAGAGGUAGUCCUGCUUCUUCAUGAUUGCAUCUACUUUGUAGAGUCUACCAGUGCCAGGCAGCAAAACAUCUCCAGACCAUGAUGUUGGUACCACCAUGAUGGACAGUUGCUACAGUCUUCUUAGCUUUGAAAGCCUCGCCUUGAAUCCAUAUUUUCUGUCAUUGUGGACAAAUAACUCAAUCUUUGCCUCAUCUAACCAUUGUAGUUCUGUCCAGAAGACAUUUGAACAACUGCAAAUUUCAGUCUUGCUCAAAAGUGGGAAUUUUGGAGCAGAGUCUUCUUUCUUGGUCGGCGUCCUCUCAGUCCAAUGUGAUGUAAAAAUCUUCCAGCAGUUUAAAUUUCAUGGCAGGAUUGAGUCUCGGUGGUUCCUGAACAUCCUAACCAGGUUCCUUUCAUCUGAGGGUGACACACCUAAAAAUAACUUGUACUUACAUACAAUUUGAACUGAUGCUCUUGGACUCUGUAGUUGAGAAAUGUCUCUAAACGACGUUCCCAACUUAAAGCUACAGUUCUCCUUCUUUACUGAUUUCCUUGGACUUUCUCGUUGGUCAAAUGAGUGGUGUGCUUUUAUGCCACCAAGGAGAAACUACCAUCUAUAUCUCAUCACUAAUGAUGAGAUAAAAGGCCUUUUUUAAGUGAAAAGACAUUCUGGACUCUUCAUUUGCACUUAUUUUUAGAUCUGCAGUGGCACUUAGUGAUUCAACCCUCAUUGAGAAUUCUGCUUAAAUAUAAAGCGGAUGGAAUGGAUGCACUAAACCAAGGGUGUCCAAACUUUUUCACUGAGGGCCCCAUACUGAAAAGUCAAAGGAUGCAGUGGCAACUUUUUCAUUUUCUAAACCAACCCAUGUAGAUAAGCAGAGACGUUUUUUAUGUUGUGUUGUCAGUAACAAAGUGGUUUACUAGUAUGAACUUUUAUAUUACAAUUUACGUUUUUUUUUUUACAAAUAUUGCAACUUUCUUCUCCUAAAUUUUUUCUUGUGAUAUGUUUUUAUUGUCAUAAUAUUUUGACUUGUUUGUUUGUCAUAUUGCAACGUCUUUCUUGUAAAAUUACUGCUUUUUUCCAUUUUUUUAAAUUUUCUUCUAUAAUUUUAUUUUUAGAAUUUGCUAAGGGCCACGCUGACUGGGUUCGAAAUAUACCAAACAAUAUCAAUUUGAUUAGUUCAAAACAUAUAAUAUCACAACAAACCAUCACCUUUUAUUUCGAUUUCCAUCUAUUCGAAGUGCAUUUACAAAACAAACGUACUUUACAACGCAUAUAUGAGUCGCUAUGUAUUAUUUUGAUUGUGUGUACAUCACUGAAGAUCAUAGAUCAUCGUUGAAGAUGCAUGAUGUGUCAUCAUUCCGCCCUAUCAAAAGAAGGGUUCAAAUAUGAACAUAUGUCAUCUGACAUCCAUGCCCAUGACGACUCGUUAAGAGUUAACAAAAUGGAUGUGUUGUAUAUGUGAGUUUUGUCAGUUGAUAAACAUGUUUGUCUUUGGAGACUUUUGUACAGAAAUAAAUCAUGCUGAACAGAGUUUGGUGCCUGCUUGUUGACAGCCUCUGGGACAAAGAAGCAACAUUCAAUAUUGUUUCAAACAUAUAUUUACAUUUUUCUUGGACUCUUUUCCAUUUUUAGGAAGCAUUUGACUUAAUUGAUUUGCUCUAUCUUUUUGCUUUUCGAGGUGUAUUGAAAUGUUCUUCCUUAGGAGGAGUUGCACAAUGUUAAAAAUGCCAAAUAAUAGUGGGCUUUCCGGUGAUUACUGUUAUUUUCCACUUCUUGACUUUUAUUUUGUAGUUGAUGUCUCCCAUUUGUUCUGCCGUGUUUCCUCUCCAGAUGCUCAGAUGUCCGGUGAGAGACGGAGCAAUGAUGCACACCUGCGCUUGCUCAAAGCUUAUUUUUUGCCAUAAAGCUCAUUUUGAAGUGCCCAUGACGCCAAAAAUAUAUAUAACAAAAUGAAAGUACUCACAUUGUUGUCAUACUGUUGUCCUAGAUACAGUAAAUAUACAACUAUGACGUAGUAGUGUGAAAUGAAGUGGUGAUUUGGACAUGGCAAGUUUUCUGAACCGAGGCCAUCUUGGCUGUGAUGUCACGACCAGAACAUGUUCCAGUAGCCAUAUUCAAACACACGCAGCCAUGAACUCACAGAAAAGCCAGGAAAGUGACAUGUUCACAACAAUAACACAAUAACAACAUUCACUGAUAUUGUGUUGCGAUUAACUAUGAUAUAACACACAAAAAAAUGGCCACAAGUAUGCUUUAGUAAGUGUCACUGACAGCUCUAUGCACACUGCAAAGUACAAGACCAGUGAGUGCUUAUUUAGCCCUGGAAUGAAACCCCAUACUAUUAUACUAAGAUUCCUAGACUGGGUUUAGUCAAAAAAUAUGGAUUUUCUUUCUGAAACUGACAGAAACUGACAAGAUAGGCUUGAAAGACGAGUGACAACAAUCCAUGUUUGCUGGGAAUUUACGUCACAAACACUUACAGGUGACACUGGCAACUAAGUGCAAAGAAGCACAGCCAUGAACACACGCGAAUAAAGUGACAUAUUCACAAUGAUAAUAACGUUCACUAAUAUUGUGUUGUGAGUAGUAUAUGUUUUACUGGCAGUGAUAGCUACAACAGAUAGCACAUUAAUCACAUAGCUGGCGCGUCCGUUAGGAAUUUAAACUGCAUGAGGCUGGCUACUAUGGAGCAUAUUAGCAGGAGAAAUGUGAAUUGACUUACUGUCAUUUAGCACGUGUUUCCGCUUGAGAACGUGUUGCGGGUUUUUGACGUCUCAUUUCCAUUCGAGGGACAGCACGGAAACAUUUGUCCCACGAAGUUUGCCGAUCAUCUGACGAGGCGAAUGGUGUCGUUUACAAAUGUGAACAAUCAUAUUCCGUCUCCUCGAGUGUUCCAGCAAAAGCCUUCAACACAACAAGCGGGCAUAAUAUUCAAAAAUACAUAACAAACAACAGAACUGGAGCAUAAUAACAGCGAAUGCAGUGUAGUAAACGGGAUACUCCGGGUGGGACUUGUAAACACACCUCACCGGAUUCCAAUCUGGAAUAACAAAUUGAUUUUACACAGAAAUAGAUGAUUACGUAAUGAAGACUGGAUGAAGAACAUAUGGUCUGUUAGAGAUGUUAUGAACAACAACAAUUCUCUCAGAAAUGUCACUUCCAUCACCUGUAUCCAAAUUUAAACUUUUUCUCAAAGCCUUACAAAAACCCUUUUUAUUUUUGGUUAGAAACAUCAUCACCGUGCAUCUCGAACAUCACUUCCACAACCUAUUAUUCACGGUCUGUCAUUAGCUCACAAAAAAUGCACCAAUUAUUUGAUCCGAUUAGCUUUAGCAGCAUACCUCCAUCCAGGGAAACGAAACAAUGAUAAUACAAAUGAGACAAUCUUAAAAAUAUGUACGUGUAUUUUUGUCUCCGACUGCCACCAAAAGUAAAAGAAAUUCAUUUUAAGACCAUAAAUAACGUUUAGCCAUCUUUAAAAGUUUUUUUAACACAGAGGACGAUGUAUGUACAUUUUGUUGUGGUGAAAUAGAACCUUCCAGGGCAUGUGUUCUUCUCAUGUGUGAAAGCUGUAUCUCUUUGGAUUGAUGUUUAUCCACGGCUAAAACCACUUUUUCCUUCACCUACAAAGGACUUCUGUUGCGAUUCUUUCAAACAAAAAACAAGGACUGUCAUGUUAUACAAUAUGAUGUCGAACAAAAUUCGACAUCCAUAAAUCCAAAUACUUAAAAACCCCACCAAACGUAAUUGUUUUUAAAUCAACUUUAAAUUGUAUCUGAACCUUAUUUUUAGUGUUACCACCUGAAUUAUUUUUAUUUUUUAUUUUCCUUUAUCUUUGUAAUUUGGCUGCUCCGAUGUUGAUAUGUUUUGUACUUCAUUGCACUGCAUUGUACUGCCACUUUGUUUGUUAAUGAAGUUGUGGUUCAAAAAAACCCCAAAACCUCCGGGUGGGACGAUCUGGUGUGGACAUCACUUGCUCCGCCUCCUCCAGACGCAGAAGAAGUGAUGAAAAUGUUUUAAAACGAUAAAUAUUUCACGCAUCAAACACAGGAAAUAUGCCCUUCAGUGUUAUUUUUCAUGGCGUAAAUAACAAGAUGAACAUGUUGGUUGGUGUCAUGAGCACUUUGAAGCCAUUUAACAGUGUAAUGCUUGAAUAGGGUGUCAAAUAAAUAAAUCAUGGGUGUUCAAGCUUUUUCCGGCCAGGGGCCACAUACUGAAAAAUGAAAGGAUGCAAAGGCCUUUGCUGUUUACUUUUUUUUUCUUAAAUAUAUUUAAACUUUCUUCUUAAAUAAUCUUUGUAAAUUAUCUAUUUGUUAUGUUAUGGCUUUAUUCUCAUAAUAUUAUGGCUUUAUUCCCAAAAUAUUAGAACUUUUUU
This is a messenger RNA of Dunckerocampus dactyliophorus (ringed pipefish), 14747 nucleotides long. RefSeq names its product cell migration-inducing and hyaluronan-binding protein-like. The transcript is spliced from 29 exons. The coding region runs from base 349 to 4410 and encodes 1353 amino acids. Lineage: Eukaryota; Metazoa; Chordata; Actinopteri; Syngnathiformes; Syngnathidae. The record is from RefSeq and is a predicted model, not a curated record.